AUGGACUAUAGAGAAAGGUGUAUCCAGCAUAUUUUCACUCUUGCUAUCACGUCUAUAAUUCAAAGCACAGAGUAUGCACGGUACCGAGAUUUUACUUUGCAAAUGGCCAUUAACACCAUGCAUACAAUAGCUGCAACCGAGAAGAAGGUACUUACUGAGCGCCGUGGAAAUAAUCCAAUCGUUGCGAAGCCAAAAUCUAAUCAGAUCUAUCUCAAAUUCCAAUUAGGACCCGGAAGUGAUCGCAGAAGAAAGGAUAUCAUGCAUAACCAUUUAUCGAACAUGCAAUUUUACAUGAAGUACGCAGAAUCGAUUCAGUCCUCGUACCUUGCGGCCUUGAACGAACCGUUUGCCACCCUCGGCGCAAAGUUACAUGAACAAAUUGAAAUGAUCGCACGAGAUCUGCGCGCUGUGGUAGUCCCUGCUGGCGAGGUUUCCGAGGUAGAAAGAGCGCCAGAACUAGCACACGAGUUUGAGACAAGACUUCGAGCUUUGAAACAGAAUUUGCACCAUGCAUCGUUAGCUGCUGGGGCCGCAGGACGCUAG
Messenger RNA from Penicillium daleae, 543 nucleotides. RefSeq lists its product as uncharacterized. NCBI's taxonomy places the organism in Eukaryota, Fungi, Ascomycota, Eurotiomycetes, Eurotiales, Aspergillaceae. The record is from RefSeq and is a predicted model, not a curated record. The transcript is spliced from 2 exons. Bases 1 to 543 code for a protein of 180 amino acids.